CUUUUUUCGUGUUUGGAAGAGCCGAGUGUAAUCUGCUUUGUGUGGGUGCAGUUUACCCUCUAUUUGCGAUUCAUGACAGAGGCCAAAAGCAAUUUGUUAUUUAGUUAGUUUAGUUUUACAUCUGUGCUGGAUGAAAUUUUGUAUUGAAAAUGUGGUGAUCUCGAUGUGAUAUGCAGUUCUUGUAGUUUUGUACAACUCAUAAUGCCAAUGCCAGUUUCGACUGCAUGUAUUUUUCGACAAUCUUGAACGUGUUGAAAAUGUUAUAUCAGCUUUUUUGGGUGCUAACGACAUGCUUUACCUUUCUGUUCAAUGCGCUGUGGCUAUGUUGCAAUUUUGCCUCGGUCGGGAUCCCGUGGCUUAUGUUGAUAUUCUUUCUCAUUUGUAUCGCGUCAAAAUUUGUGAAGCUUAAAUGUCCAGCAGUAGAAGUCGUGCAAUCGAUGCUGCAUCGAAGCGAGAAGGAGGUUGGCUCUGAGGUGCUAUAUUGGCCUAUUGUCAGCAGGGGUGGGGCAUUUGAUGCGCCGGAAAACUCACUUGCCGCCAUUAAUCAUUGUUUGUCGCAAAAAUGCUACAACAUUCUACUAGAUUUGAGCAUCACAUGUGAUGGGCAUCUCGUAGUAUUGCACAGGAUGACUUUAGAGAAGGCCAACAUCAACGAACCCAUUCAUAAGCUAAAAUUGAGUGCUUUAGAUAAUUUCAAUAUUUCGGAACAUCAUCCUUUAGGGCAGCAUUUCAACGCGGAGAAAAUAAUAACAUUCGAUAACUUAUUGAAAUUGUUGGAAACGAACGAAUUGACAGUGUUUUUGCUGGCAUCGCACAUCACCGCUAAGCUAACGGAGUUGGUACGAGAUGCAGUUGGCAGGAAUUCAAUUUUCACCAAACGUAUAGUAUUCUGCUGCUCGUCGCCGGUAGCAAUCUACCAGAUACGUCAACAUUGUCCGGAUCUUGUUUGUGGAUUAUGGAUGGAGAAAUCGUCACUGUCUCGUACCCAUCAGUAUUUACACGCAUCAACAAUUUUGAUGUCCAUCUACGGUGCCAUAUUCCGCAACAUUAUUGCACCAGUAAUCGGUAUUAGUCUAGUGUUUAUUCACAAGGAUGAGUUUAAUGCGCAAAUAUCAACCUUAUGGCACAACGUGGGAGUUAGGCCGAUAGUUUAUACAAUCAAUUCGCCGAACGAAAAACGAUACUUUCAGCAGGUGACGAAGACACAGUAUUUGACCGAUUCGCUUCGCUCUGAGCCGCAGAUUAUUUUCAGAGUGAAACAAAAGUGAACGAAACUAAUAAUUUUAAAAAGCAUACACCCCAGUAACAGUUCUAGUGAAACGAUAAUUUAGUACUAUUUUCUGGCAGCCUAUUUAUUCGCGUAGUAUUAGUUUUUGUAAUCUCAUCACUUAGUAGAUUCUUCAUAUUGCUGGAAGCUUUAAGCUUAAUGCUUACUUUUUGAUAUACACAGAUAUGCAGUGCUGUUCUUAGAGUAGCAGUUAGCCGUUUCAGUUGCACCUUAAAACAAAGAAAAAAUACUCCUAUUUAUAUUCCGUUAAAAACGUUGUUUCCACACGAUAAGUUGGAGACGCAAUCUAGUCGGUUUGGUUUGGAUACUCGUGAAUUGUUGCAAUUAACGAAUUUUAUUUAAUACUAGAGACGUGAAAAAUCUAACAUCAAAUUAACGUUUUAUUUCUUUCCAUGCCUCGCCCAUGCAGAUAAAGUAAAUCUAUUAUAACACAAUGUGUUCAACUAAACAACGAUUUGAGUAUUCUUAGUUUAUUUCGAUACAUCAUAUCUUCCAACGUUGGCUAAUAGUUGAACAAAGGCAUGUUGUACACAUUUAUUAAUAAAUAACAAACACAAAAACACUAACAUUAUGUUACGAAAUUUAGCUCGUGAUUUUCACCCCAGUAGCACUGUUGUAGUGCUAAACCGGUUCAAAGUGUUCGAAAUCUUUCAUGAAUUUUGCACUUUUAGCACGGAACAUCGUAUAGCUACGUUGUGUAAUAAAAACCGUCACUGGGUACAGCACUUUUCCUACAGAAGAUACAACAAAGCAUAAUUUAAAAAUAAAAAAAUAUAGUGAUAGUGAAUCAAGAAGCAUUUCAUUGCAGAAAAAAAAUCAUUUAGUUAAGCAUUUUGAAUGUUUUUGCUGUUUCAAAUCAGCUUUUGUCGUGGGCUUUAUUAAAAUGUUUUUUUUUCUGUUAUUGUCUAGGUAAGCUUCUAGUGAAGCUUCCAUUUAUUUUAAUUUUUCGAUUAGUCAAGAAACAAAGCCUUGCUUUUGCAUCAGCAACUGAAAGUUAAAAUGAUAUACUUCAACUCGAUUUGCUACGUAUCAAACAAAACGAAAAUGUAUUGUACCCAACUAUACACGUAAUUAUUAAAAUUUUAUCGCGUAAACCUGCCAGCUCGGAUAGCUUCUAGUACAUUGUAAAUGAUUACGUUCCACGGAGUAAUUUUUUUUAUUCGUUUGUGCUAUAAUAGUCUCAAAAAAGUGUUAUAAUAUUCAGUUGAUCUAAUAUCGAAUUUCUUUAUUCCACUGUGUGCGGGCAAAACUGCCGAGGAAUAAUGAAACGUCAUCGCCAUUUAAGACGCAAGGGAGAAAGAGAUGCCAGAUAAUUGUUCACGAACUAAGCACGUGCGGUGGUGGGUUGAAGCUAACAAAUUUUACAGUGCGCCUCGAGCAGCACGGCAGGUCAAAACUGGGUCAAAAUCGAGCGAAUAAAGAAGGGUUUUGACAGCAGUUAGUGCACUUCCAGGUCAAAACGAGGUGAGCUGGUGGAAUAAAGAAAUUCGCUAUAACUAAUAGAUUUGCAAUCCAAACCAUGUAUGCCACUGUGAAUGCUUAAAUGUAUGUAUUAAUUCUAAGGUUUAGAACUUAUAUUCGUUUUGUAUCAAAAUGUGCUGAUAAAGAUAUUUUGCCAACAUAAAA
Molecule: messenger RNA, 2914 nt
Organism: Wyeomyia smithii (pitcher-plant mosquito)
Lineage: Eukaryota; Metazoa; Arthropoda; Insecta; Diptera; Culicidae
Product: glycerophosphodiester phosphodiesterase 1
Exons: 5
Coding region: 225-1268 (347 amino acids)
Biological process (GO): lipid metabolic process
Molecular function (GO): phosphoric diester hydrolase activity
Source: RefSeq, a predicted model, not a curated record